CUCUUCCUAGCACAGCCCUCUCCCCUAUCACAGAAAUUAGGAAGAGGCUGAAAAAUUAGUAAUUAUCUCAGCUCACCCCUCAGCCCUGCCUGCGCUUGUAGGGGGAACGCUAAAGUCCUUUCCCCAAAUUAUGGCUUCGUGGUGCUGACCCACCUGCCUGGUCUUCCCGGUCCGGCCCCGCCCCACACGUGCCAGAAAGGGAGAAAGAAGGAACCAGCUUAAACAUGGGGGGAUGGGAGAGAUGAGGGGGCAGCAAGUCAGAACCUCGGAGAACCAAACUUCUCAGCAGCCUCGGAGAGCGGGUGGUAGAGAAAGCGCUGCAGCCGAAAGCCGAUUCUCGGGAGCCUCCCACCCCGCCUCUUGGCGAGGAGGGUGCGGAGACUCCGCUGGGGGCGGAGGAGGAGGCCAGGAGGCGGGGAGGGGGGAGGCAAACCCUGCCCACUCGGCUCCGAGCCCGGAACGGCCGCGGAAGCCGGAGGCCGGCGCGCAGGGCACCAGGGCGGGGGGCUCUGCUCCCCGCCAGACCCCUCUCGCCCCAGCCAGGAAAGUGAAGGCUCCUCGGACUUUACAGCCAGCGGACAGACCGACCGCGAUUGCCAGCCUCUCCGGGUCAAGGACUUGCCCCACCCGCCCCCUCCCCGCCCCCCAGGCGCUCCGAACUCACUGGUGAGCGCGGCGAGCCGGGCGCUGAAUGCGGGGACAGCCGCGAUGGCCCCGCGCGCGGGACAGCCGGAGCCAAGGGGGCCGCUGCUACCGGGGCUGCUGCUCGUGGCGGCGGCGCUGAGCCGGCCCGCCGCGCCCUGUCCCUUCCAGUGCUACUGCUUCGGCAGCCCCAAGCUGCUGUUGCGCUGCGCGUCGGGCGCCGAGCUCCGGCAGCCGCCACGGGACGUGCCACCCGACGCGCGCAACCUCACCAUCGUGGGCGCCAACCUGACGGUGCUGCGCGCUGCCGCCUUCGCCGGCGGGGACGCGAACGGGGAGGAGGAGGAGGCGGGAGGCGUGCGCCUGCCGCUCCUGACCGCGCUGCGCCUCACGCACAACAACAUCGAGGUGGUGGAGGACGGCGCCUUCGACGGGCUGCCCAGCCUGGCGGCGCUCGAUCUGAGCCACAACCCGCUGCGCGCCCUGGGCGGCGGCGCCUUCCGUGGGCUACUGGCGCUGCGCUCGCUGCAGCUCAACCACGCGCUGGCGCGGGGCGGCCCCGCGCUGCUGGCCGCACUGGACGCCGCGCUCGCCCCGCUUGACGAGCUGCGCUUCCUGGGCCUGGCGGGCAACGCGCUGAGUCGCCUGCCGCCCGCCGCGUUGCGCCGGCCGCGCCUUGAGCAGCUGGACGCGCGCCUCAACGCGCUGACGGGCCUGAGCCCCGACGAGCUGCGCGCACUCGAGCGCGAGGGGAACCUGCCCGCGCCGCGCCUGCUGCUCGCCGACAACCCCCUGCGCUGCGGCUGCGCCGCGCGCUCCCUGCUGGCCUGGCUGCGCAACGCCACGGAGCGCGUCCCCGAUGCGCGGCGCCUAAGAUGCGCCUCCCCGCGACCGCUGCACGACCGGCCUUUCCUGGACCUGGACGAGGCGCGGCUGCGCUGCGCCAACCGCGACACCGACGGUCGCGGGGAAGAACUGGAACUCCCCGGGCCGGAGCUGGAAGCCUCCUAUGUUUUCUUCGGGCUGGUGCUGGCGCUCAUCGGCCUCAUCUUCUUAAUGGUGCUCUACUUAAACCGCCGCGGCAUCCAGCGCUGGAUGCGCAACUUGCGCGAGGCCUGCCGGGACCAGAUGGAGGGCUACCACUACCGCUACGAGCAGGAUGCCGACCCGCGCCGCGCACCCACCCCGGCCGCCCCAGCCGGCUCCCGCGCCACCUCCCCGAGCUCAGGGCUCUGAGCUUCGCCUUUUGGGGGUUGGGGGUGUCCCAGCCAGCUGAUGAUCUUAUUGGGGCUGCCUGGCCUGAAGCCAUGGGUAUGAGACACUUGCGAGCUUGGCGCUUUUGAGACCUGACACUGACCGGCCUAAGACCUUUGGAUUAUGUCAUCAAACC
This is a messenger RNA of Hipposideros armiger (great roundleaf bat), 2032 nucleotides long. It is a transcript of the gene TPBGL, whose product is annotated as trophoblast glycoprotein like. The transcript has a single exon. Gene Ontology annotation, molecular function: protein binding. Gene Ontology annotation, biological process: negative regulation of canonical Wnt signaling pathway. The record is from RefSeq and is a predicted model, not a curated record. Lineage: Eukaryota; Metazoa; Chordata; Mammalia; Chiroptera; Hipposideridae. Bases 709 to 1878 code for a protein of 389 amino acids. Gene Ontology annotation, cellular component: plasma membrane.